This is a messenger RNA of Scophthalmus maximus (turbot), 1576 nucleotides long. Its product is annotated as putative ferric-chelate reductase 1. Gene Ontology annotation, molecular function: oxidoreductase activity, acting on metal ions. The record is from RefSeq and is a predicted model, not a curated record. Lineage: Eukaryota; Metazoa; Chordata; Actinopteri; Pleuronectiformes; Scophthalmidae. The coding region runs from base 305 to 916 and encodes 203 amino acids. The transcript is spliced from 7 exons.
UGCAGCUGCCUCUCUCGCCCUGCAAAAUGAACAUUGUCAUGGUUACAAGAGAUGGGAUCCCAAUGGACGACUCCUCAGUGAAACCGGAUCGCACGCCGCGCUCUCAUGGGAACUGGUCUCCACAGAGGUACUGUGGGUCUUUGGCUCUCAGACGGUCGGAGAAGGGGGAGGAGGAGGAGGAGCUGCAGGUGGUUUCAUCUUAUCUGCACACCCACAAACGGUUGUCGUGGCUGUACAAGGAUCUGGACACAUCUCUGGUUGCGUGCAGGAGGAGAGCAGAAGCAGCAGCAGCUCCGGAGAGAAGAUGCCUCGCACUGCCUCCGUGUCUCUGUCAUUAGUCCUGAUGUGUGUGUGCUGUGUGGAACAACGUGUGUGUUUCCCCAACGGCUCGGUGGCCUCCUCCUGCGGCAGCCUGAUGCCAGCGCACCCGCCCUUCAGCCCCUCCGCUCGCAGCCCACCUUUCACUCUGUCCACCUCCAGCACCACCUACAGGCCUGGUGGGGUCGUUACAGUGACGGUGGAGGUGGUGGAGAGUAGCCCCUCAGAGUUCCAGGGUUUCCUGUUACAGGCCAGGAGCACACAGGUAAACGCUCUCCUGUGGCCUGUAGGGAAGUUCACCAACAUCAACACCAGCCUGUUUACUGCACUGCACUGUAAAAACAUGGAGAACUCGACUGUAAGUCAGGCAUCAGGAGCCAAGAGGAAGAAGGUCCAGCUGACCUGGGAGGCUCCUAGCAACUGUAACUACGGAGAGAUCUACUUCAGUGCCACUCUGGUCCAGGACUACACAACAUUCUGGGUUCAGCUCAACAGCAGCUCUCUGAGACUAGACAACAGUGGAAACUCUGCAGCUGGAGUCGUCUUCUCCUCAGCUCUGCUCUUUGUCAACCUGCUGAGUCUGUCUGCCUACUGCUGACUGACACACACACACAGAUGGCUCAUCGUGAUGUGACGUUUCAGGCUACAUAAACAAAUAUAAAUAUUUCUAAAUAGGAUUUAUAAGAGUUGUGACAAUAAUAUAUAGACAAAUGUCUUUAUGGGUGAAACAUGUUAGUUUGUUGAAAAUGUCUUGACAGAUUUUGAUAUAUAUGAAUUAAUGAAUAGCAGGAUAAUAAAUAAAUAUGUACUGAUGUUAUAAAUUGAUCAUAUAUGCAUUAAUUUUCUAAAUGUCUAAAUAGUAUAGUGAAUUUGUAUAUCAUAGUAGGCCAACUUGUUUCCAGAAAGAAUUGUUUGUAAUGUUUUUUUGUCUGAAAUAUAAUAGGUGUUUGUUUAAUUGUCUUUAUUGAUGUCAGGAAUUUAGGCUUUAAUGUUUAGUGUGGAAGAGCUCGGGGAUCCGACAAAAAUCAUAAAUCAUAAGCUGUGUUCCGAUUCGGGGCCACGGUCCUUCAGAGGCUGCGUUUGAUGACUACAUGGGCAGGCUGUUCCUUCACAUGCGUCCUUCCACCAUGUUUGAGUCUUUUGUGCAGACAGUAUUCACGGUUCUUUUGUUUUUCAGACUGAGCUUCAGCACCUAUUUGUUUCCUUGAGGUUUGAAGUGGUCAGGUAUGUAUACUUGUGAUGUCUGUUCUACGUUUGU